AUGACCGAGCUUGUCGGCUCUCAUACCGCAUCCAUUCAAAAGUUGGAGAUGAAAAUGAGAAAUCUCUCACGAGAACAAAAUCCAAAGCAAAAGGGGACACUCCCAAAUGACGUAAUUGUGAACCCAAAAGGUAGUGGGAGUGGUCCAACUUCUCAUUGCAUGGCAAUUACUACUCAGACUAAAAAGGUCCCGGAAGAGUUGAAAGUUCAAGAAGUGAACCGGGAAGAGGUUAAGGAAAAUGUAAAAGGUAUGCCAAAAACUCUACCACCAAUUCCUAGACCUCCUCCUCCUUUCCUUCAAAGACUUGCUAGGAGGGUUGAUGAUAGCAAACUCGAGAAGUUCUAUGACAUUCUCAAGAAAUUAUUGAUAAAUAUUCCAUUUGUGAAAUCUUUUCAAGAGAUGUCGGGUUUCUCUAAGUAUUUGAAAGACUUGAUCACCAAUAAUGAAGUGGUGAAUGUGAUUUGUCGGCAAGUGGGGUUAGGUAUGCCGAGGACUACAAGUAUGAGGUUGCAAAUGGCCGAUCGUUCAACAAAAAGACCGGUGGGAAUUGUUGAUGAUGUGCUUGUGAAAGUGGGAAAGUUCCAUCUACCCACCAACUUUGUGAUCCUUGAUUGUGCGGUUGACAAAGAGACCCCUAUAAUCUUGGGGAGACCUUUCCUUGCUACCGAAAGAGUACUUAUGGAUUAA
Molecule: messenger RNA, 687 nt
Organism: Nicotiana tabacum (common tobacco)
Lineage: Eukaryota; Viridiplantae; Streptophyta; Magnoliopsida; Solanales; Solanaceae
Source: RefSeq, a predicted model, not a curated record